This is a messenger RNA of Alternaria atra, 1368 nucleotides long. RefSeq lists its product as uncharacterized. The record is from RefSeq and is a predicted model, not a curated record. The transcript is spliced from 4 exons. The coding region runs from base 1 to 1368 and encodes 455 amino acids. NCBI's taxonomy places the organism in Eukaryota, Fungi, Ascomycota, Dothideomycetes, Pleosporales, Pleosporaceae.
AUGUCGAACUGGUUUGGAGAUCUGCAGUUGGCGUACAAGUACAUUGUCGUCUUCCUGUCACUAUUGGUUAUUACUAUCCUCGGUGGAUUCAUUAAAGUGCUGUACAACCGUCAGAAGUUGAAGAAGGCGAAGCAAGUCGAGCUAGAGGCCGGACCCAAGGAGGACACUGUUGAACUGAACCAGCGCGAGAAGGAUGAGGGCGAUCUAUUUGGUAUCCGUGCCAUCGAGGCUGGUUUCUACGCCGGUGUUGCUCAAUCGCGACCCACCUCAAGAGCAGGGUCUAUCAUGGGCGAUAACCCAACAAUGAGCUCCAGCACUUUGGUUGGAGGAAGCGUCAACUCGCCACUCAUGAAGGGGCAAUCCGCCAACAACAGCAUGCUCAGCCUGAACCUCAACGCUGCCAACCAGCCUAACACACGACGAGCUUCUCCACCCUCAAUGAAGCUCCGUCCUUCUGAAGCCGAGCUCAGUGGAAGACGCAACCACAACGGCGCUGUCGACAUGUCACUCCAAGUUCCUCCUUCGCCUGGUCACCCACGAGGCCCUCCUUCUCCUACCUUUGGUGGCUCCGACAGCGACAGCGAAGGCUUCACAUCUCCACGAUCCAUGUCACCCGCCGACUUGAACGGCCAGCAAUACGCUCCGGCGCUCACUGUUUCACACCACACUGGAGAUGACAACGGCGUCAAGUCGCAGCAAGGAUCUUACCACAACUCGCCUGGUCAGUCACCAACACCGCUGUCGCCUCACAACCCGCCGACGGCUAAGCUGCCAUCUAUUCCUGGCCACGCUUUGAGGAAAGAGUCGCGCUCCCCAUCGCCCGAGUACGAUUACCCUCGCGUGCAGGUCCACGAGCCGAACUCUGAACCUUCGUCGUCCGCUCCUCCCCAAAUCCAACUACAGGCACGAACCUACUCGCCACACCAUGAACGAGACGGAAGCGAUGCGAGCAGCAUCUACAGCAGCGGCAACCGGCUAAGCACUUUCCAAGCAUACCAAGCUUUUCAGGAGGAUGCGCACAAACCGGAUUCGCACACUCCAAUCUCGCAAAAGCAGAAGGCGCGCCGCUCAGCCUCUGCCGCCUCAACAGUCGAGCCUGGUCACACGUCAAUCCUUGCGUCUACUGACGACGAGGCAGAACGUCGUCCCAGCCACUCAAGCACUCUGCUUGCUCCAGGCCAAGGAGGAAAGGACGCUCGACUGAGUGAACUCUACGAAGCAUACUACCGCAACUCACACAUUGGCUCAACCCAGCCUGGCGAUAUUAAGAAACAAUAUGCUGAAAGGCAGUCAACCAUCAUGGAGGUCGAUACCCCGAUGGCGUCGCCCAUGUUUCCCAACGACCAGAGUCCCGGCGCUGCCUUUUAG